AAUAACCUGAAGAAUAUUGACAGAAUGCACACAAAAGUCCUGCAGCAGGGUCUAUGGGCUUUGUUGCUGUGGCCCCAUCUUUUCACUGUAAGUGUCCCGCUAGAGUGCAGAGAUGAUCAGGCUAGUCUCGCACGCUGUCCCUCCAUCUCCCAGGAAAAACUUCUCGACCGAGUCAUCCAUCAUGCUGAGCUCAUCUACCGUGUUUCAGAGGAAUCAUGCUCCUUGUUUGAAGAGAUGUUCAUCCCACUGCCUUUGAGGCUCCAGAGUAACCAGGGUGGUUACGCCUGCAUCACCAAAGCAUUACCCAUCCCCAGCUCCAAAAGUGAAAUCCAACAGCUAUCUGAUAAAUGGCUGCUGCAUUCUGUGCUGAUGCUGGUCCAGUCUUGGAUCGAACCUUUGGUUUACCUCCAAAUGACGCUGGAUCGCUACGACCAUGCUCCUGACAUGCUGCUGAACAAGACCAAGUGGGUGUCUGAGAAACUGAUCAGUCUGGAGCAAGGCGUGGUGGUGCUCAUCAAGAAGCAGAUGUUGGAUGAAGGAGCAAUGACCACGACAUACUCCGAACAAGGUGCCUUCCAGUAUGACGUCCAGCUGGAGAUGCUGGAAUAUGUAAUGAGGGAUUAUACCUUACUCACCUGCUUGAAGAAAGACGCCCAUAAGAUGGAGACUUUCCUAAAGCUCCUGAAAUGCCGUCAAACUGACAAAUACAACUGUGCAUAAAACAUAAACUGCAGCUUUUGAAUAAUAAAUUUCUUGGCUUUCAAAGAA
Oryzias latipes (Japanese medaka) is the source of this 768-nucleotide messenger RNA. It is a transcript of the gene smtla, whose product is annotated as somatolactin alpha. NCBI's taxonomy places the organism in Eukaryota, Metazoa, Chordata, Actinopteri, Beloniformes, Adrianichthyidae. The record is from RefSeq and is a predicted model, not a curated record. Gene Ontology annotation, molecular function: growth hormone activity; growth hormone receptor binding. Gene Ontology annotation, cellular component: extracellular region. Gene Ontology annotation, biological process: positive regulation of receptor signaling pathway via JAK-STAT; growth hormone receptor signaling pathway; positive regulation of growth.